Molecule: messenger RNA, 4197 nt
Organism: Tribolium madens (black flour beetle)
Lineage: Eukaryota; Metazoa; Arthropoda; Insecta; Coleoptera; Tenebrionidae
Product: acetylcholinesterase
Exons: 7
Coding region: 155-2056 (633 amino acids)
Biological process (GO): choline metabolic process; acetylcholine catabolic process in synaptic cleft
Cellular component (GO): plasma membrane
Molecular function (GO): acetylcholinesterase activity
Source: RefSeq, a predicted model, not a curated record
CAUCGCACAGUCCGCGGCAGGUCGUCGAAGAGGCGUCGUCGUCGUGUCCGCGAUCCGCAGUUGUGUGUGCGCUCGAAACCGACACCUGUUAGAAGUGGUGCGCCGAGCCGGCGAUGGCGGCCACGUGAACCAGCCGAAGACGCGGUGCUGCAAGAUGGCUCUGAAUAUCGUCGUCGUCGUCGUUAUCGUGGUCGUCGCGUCGCUGAGUGCUUCUGCCCGCGCCUACUCCUGGCCCAGCGAGGAGACGACGACGCGCCCGCCCCAAGCCAGAGACUUUCACAGCGAUCCGUUGGUCGUCGAGACCACCAGCGGCCUGGUGCGGGGCAAGGCCAAGACGGUGCUGGGUCGCGAAGUGCACGUCUUCACGGGGAUUCCCUUCGCCAAGCCGCCCAUCGAACAGCUGAGGUUCAGGAAGCCCGUGCCCAUCGAUCCCUGGCACGGCAUCUUGGAUGCCACCAAGUUGCCCAACUCGUGCUACCAGGAGCGCUACGAGUACUUCCCCGGCUUUGAGGGCGAAGAGAUGUGGAACCCCAACACGAAUAUCUCCGAAGACUGCCUCUACCUCAACAUCUGGGUGCCCCAGCGCUUGCGUAUCCGCCACCACGGCGAGAAGCCUCCUCUAGAGAGGCCCAAAGUCCCCGUCCUCGUGUGGAUCUACGGCGGGGGUUACAUGAGUGGCACCUCCACGCUCGACAUCUACGACGCCGACAUCAUCGCCGCCACCUCCGACGUCAUCGUCGCCUCCAUGCAGUACCGCGUGGGCGCCUUCGGCUUCCUCUACUUGAGCAAGUACUUCCCUCGCGGUAGUGAGGAAGCCCCCGGCAACAUGGGCAUGUGGGACCAAGCCCUAGCCAUCCGCUGGAUCAAAGAGAACGCAGCAGCGUUUGGGGGCGACCCCGAACUCAUCACUCUGUUUGGUGAGUCGGCUGGGGGCGGCUCCGUCAGCAUCCUCCUUCUGAGUCCAGUUACUAAAGGCUUGGCCAGGAGGGGGAUUUUGCAGUCGGGGACUAUGAACGCCCCGUGGAGUUAUAUGUCGGGGGAGAGGGCGCAGCAGAUUGGGAAGGUGCUGGUGGAGGAUUGUGGAUGCAAUGUUUCGUUGUUGGAGUCGAGGCCGCAUGAGGUCAUUGAUUGUAUGAGGGCGGUGGAGGCCAAGACGAUUUCCUUGCAACAGUGGAAUUCGUAUUCGGGGAUUUUGGGAUUCCCCUCGACGCCUACAGUGGAUGGGGUUUUUAUGCCCAAGCAUCCCAUGGAUAUGCUGGCUGAAGGGGAUUACGAGGAUAUGGAGAUCCUGGUCGGGAGUAAUCAAGAUGAAGGCACUUACUUCUUACUUUACGAUUUUAUCGAUUUCUUCGAAAAGGAUGGCCCUAGCUUCCUUCAACGAGACAAAUAUCACGACAUUAUCGAUACGAUAUUCAAAAAUAUGAGUCGGUUGGAACGUGAUGCUAUAGUAUUUCAGUAUACUGAUUGGGAGCACGUCAACGACGGCUACUUAAACCAGAAAAUGGUGGGCGAUGUUGUCGGUGAUUAUUUUUUCAUCUGUCCAACAAAUGACUUCGCCGAGUUGGCAGCAGAGCGAGGAAUGAAAGUCUACUAUUAUUUUUUUACACACAGGACAAGCACGUCGUUGUGGGGCGAGUGGAUGGGGGUGAUGCACGGGGAUGAGAUAGAAUACGUGUUUGGCCAUCCUUUGAACAUGUCGUUGCAGUUUAACUCAAGGGAACGAGAACUCAGUCUGAAGAUAAUGCAAGCCUUUGCUAGAUUUGCAGCAACGGGGAAACCUGUGACAGACGACGUGAAUUGGCCACUGUACACAAAAGACCAGCCUCAGUAUUUCAUUUUCAACGCCGACAAAAACGGCAUCGGGAAAGGUCCUCGAGCGACAGCUUGCGCUUUUUGGAACGAUUUCCUGCCGAAGCUUCGAGAUAAUCCAGAUUCGGCGGAGCCGCCGUGCGUCAACACUUACUUAAGCAAAAUGGGGUCUUCAUCUGGUAGAGCAUCAACUCGCACCCUGUUGGAAAUUCUCAUCCAUUUGAUGCUAGCUCUAAGCGCAUUGUAGAUAAGUAUCUCUUAUAUGUAAGCAAAUGUAGGCCUACUUAGUCGCAAAGCUUCAGACACAGACGUAGAGAAUACGAAAUGAAAUUAGAAUAAUAAUGUUAAUUCAACAAUCGCUUUCUAAUUCGUGUUGUACAUAGGAACUGUCGAAUGAGAAAGCGAUUGAAAGAAAUCAAAACCCGGUCUGGAUUAAAACUGAAGCUUUAGAAUGGAGUCAGUUUGUACCCUGGAAAAUUGACGUGAUACAAAAGCGCCUCAUUCUGCCGAUGUCACCGAAUUGUGACACUCAAUGAGACACGAGAUAGAAAAAUGCUUGUUUUUGGGCAUGCUCGUGGCAAUUGUACGCAUUGUAUAACACUUGACUUUGUAUAAAAUCCAAUUUGAUUGCAUUUAUACACAGUCAUCGACAAUCAUCUUAAUAAUAUUAAGUAACCAAUCUUAUGUUAGGUGUAGGGUUUGCGCCACACUUGCGUCGUGCAUGCUUCUGUAAAAAUUUCUAGGGAAUCGUGAUAACAGAUCCUUUAUUUUCAUCUUUUAGCCAAAUUUGUAUAUAAGAGAUAAUUUUGUUAACAACAUUGUACAUUUUAUAUAUGACACGUUAUAAUCAUUUUCUUUCCGAGUAGCUUGUUUCCUGUUUGUGUCCACGCUUGUCAAUUGAAAAAAAAAAAAACACACAACCGUACAAUAAAUUCUAAAGCAUGAAUUGCUGGUUGCUCACACAUCGGACUUCUAUUUCACUUUUCCGGAUCGAAAGAAUGACAAUUCACAAGUACAACUGGAGCAGUUCCGGGGUUCUUAUACAAGUAUUAGUGGUAGCAGGCUUACCACCCUAGUCGAGUCAACAAAAACACAAAUCAAACAAUUUUUUGGCUUGUAAAGUUGACUUUGUGUGCUUGUUGGUUAGGCUCUAACUGUCGUUCUUAUGCCUGUAUUAGAUUAGUGCCUAUAUUUACUACUUAUACCUAUAGUAUAGCUAUUUAUACCGCGCAAAAGGGCUGGAAACAGCUGAAAUGAGCUGCUGCUGUGAAUACAUAUCAUGGACGGGGACAGUGUGGACGUCGUCGCUUCAUUCCUCGACUUUCUUACACACAACUGAUUCUUACAAAUUUACAACAGUCUUAUGAUAGUUUAGUAAGCAGCGGAGGACGUCGUCGUCACUUUUCCCGUCGUUUCAUUUCCGAUACGGUGUACCACUGAAGCUUUAAACCGAACGGAGUGUUUGAGCUUAUAAAUGUUAGAUUUGUUGACUGUUGUUUCGUGUUUUUCUUUGCCGAGCACCGUCUAGCAAGUAGUUGUCGGCCUGUGUUGCCAUGGGGCCCCCAUGGCCGUACCAUAGAUACAUAUCAUAACCGUGCAAAGUGUAAUUAUUACAAUCAAUAUACAUAUCUAUCGAAACUGCACACAUAUCAUGAAUGUGACUUCAGCUGUCCUGUCCAAUAAUUAAGUAGUGUUUAAAUGUAAAAUGAAUGAUAAAAUCGUAUUUGAUAUACACAUAAUCUUAAAAUGUAUUUUUUAAAGAUAUACAUUUAAAAGAAGACAUAUCAGAAAGACAGUUGUACCAUAUUAGCGUAUUUUAGCGGAGAAAAUGUUAAUCGUGUUAGAGAAGAGUCGGAUUCAAUCUUUUGUUGAAUCGAUAUGCACCGUAACUAAAGAGUUACCUACCGCUUCAAUAUGUUCGCCAUUUUGAUGUGAUACGUGAUAGAUAUCUACUCUUCAUGAUGGUGCUUUCAUGCACUUUAGAGAUAAAAGUGGAGCCAUUCUGUAACACACACUGUUGUUGGUAGGAAAAUGGCCGAGCACUGUCCUGAUUGAGUUAGCUUCUCAUUGGUUUUGAUGUGUUUAUUAUACAAUGGUCGCUCUAAACAGUCAAUAUUAAUUAGUAACUAGUGUCUAGGGAAAGAAAAACGUAGAUUAUAUGCAUACAUGUAGCUUAACAAAACAAAAAAAUGUAAUGUUAUAUAUUAUAUACGUAGGCCUAUCUGAUAUACACUGAAUUUAUUAAUUUUGUAUAUUUCAGAUUUAUUUUGUUAACUUUGUAUGUGUGGAGAACUAAACACUAAAUAAGUCAUUAUUUUUAAAACUGUUUUACUUUAACCUUUAUAUAUUGUUUAUCUAUCCUUAUAAAUAAAUGAUGUAUAUUCCCAA